AUGUCAAAUCUGUUCAAGCAUUAUGAAGUCUCUAUUUUGAUUGCACCUGCAAAAUUAUAUGGACAGAAGUCCUAUGAAUUCAAUGAUAAGGAUCAGGUCUCCUUGCCCACUGAUAAUUCAGUGACCUAUGAGGAUGUGCACAUUGACUUCACUGAGGAGGAGUGGGUUUUGCUGAAUCCUUCCCAGAAGAGUCUCUACAAAGAUGUGAUGCUGGAGACAUACAGGAACCUCACUACUAUUGGCUACAGUUGGGAAGACCGUAAUUUUGAGGAGCAUUGUCAAAAUGCUAGAAAACAUGGAAGAAAUCUUCAAGUUCACAAAAGAGCACAUACUGGCGAGAAGACUUAUGAAUGUAAUCAAUGUGAUAAAGCUUUUUCAAAACACUCUAAACUCCAAAUACAUAAAAGAACACAUACUAAAGAGAAACCUUAUGAAUGUAAUGAAUGUGGUAAAGUCUUUGCAUGUCAAUGUAGUCUCCAAAUCCAUAAAAGAACACAUACUGGAGAGAAACCCUAUACCUGUAAUCAAUGUGGCAAAGCCUUUUCACAGAACAGUAAUCUUCGAGUACAUCAAAGGACACAUACUGGAGAGAAACCUUAUCAAUGUAAUCAAUGUGAUAAAGCUUUUUCAAAACACUCUCAACUCCAAAUACAUGAAAGAACACAUACUAAAGAGAAACCCUAUGAAUGUAAUGAAUGUGGUAAAAACAGUAAUCUUCGAGUACAUCAAAGGACACAUACUGGAGAGAAACCUUAUGAAUGUAAUCAAUGUGAUAAAGCUUUUGCAAGUCAUGGUGAGCUUCACAGACAUAAAAGAAGACAUACUGGAGAGAAGCCCUUUGAAUGUAAUCAAUGUGAUAAAACUUUCUGGGAGCACUCUAAACUCCGAAUACACAAAAGAACACACACUGGAGAGAAACCCUAUGAAUGUAAUCAAUGUGGUAAAGCCUUUUCAUAUAUCAGUAAUCUAAAAACACAUAAAAGAAUCCAUACAGGAGAGAAACCCUAUGAAUGUAAUCAAUGUGAUAAAGCCUUUUCACAUUUUGGUAAUCUAAAAACACAUAAAAGAAUCCAUACAGGAGAGAAACCCUAUGAAUGUAAUCAAUGUGAUAAAGCCUUUUCACAUUUUGAAUGUGUUAUCCUUAGGACUAACCACAUGUUCAUAACAUUUCCUCAGAACCCCAGUGAAUACCAUAAUAUUUCUCAGUACAUAAAGUUUGUUGCUGCUGCUUGA
Chionomys nivalis (European snow vole) is the source of this 1233-nucleotide messenger RNA. RefSeq names its product zinc finger protein 431-like. The record is from RefSeq and is a predicted model, not a curated record. The coding region runs from base 1 to 1233 and encodes 410 amino acids. NCBI's taxonomy places the organism in Eukaryota, Metazoa, Chordata, Mammalia, Rodentia, Cricetidae. Gene Ontology annotation, biological process: regulation of DNA-templated transcription. The transcript is spliced from 8 exons.